UUCCAAAAGGUGCUAGCCAAAAUUUCAAAAAAUUUUCUUCUGCAAUUACCAUUAACCUCAACUCCACCUAUUAUUCCACUAUUAUUCCUAUUUCCACCCAAUUAUUCCAGCAUUAUGCCUCAUGUGAGGAAGCCCCUAUUAUUCUUCAAAUUAUGCUGGCAUAAUAGGCUCACCCCCCUACACAGAAGACAGCAGCGAGACAGCAGAUUGAACACAGAAGAUAGAAGAAGUUUAGUAGAUCCUGCUUAAGACUGUUCUUUUAGGAAUGUCAACAACAGAAGAGGAAGAGUUUCAGCCAUCAGAAAGAGACAAUCACUCAACAGUGAGGGUAGGGGACAACCUUUACAUGUGGGGAGGAUAUCAAAGAAGCCUCACGUACGAACACGGGAGCGACCGAAAGAGAGAGAUCACAUCAGUUGUUGAAAAGUUCAACCUACCAACCGGAAAAUGGGAGCAAAAAUCAACCAGCAACAACCCUCCACUAGGAGUACGGGGCUAUGCAUCAGCUUGUAUUGAGAACGAAAUAUUCUAUUUUGGAGGAGCUUGCAAUCAUGACAAUUGCCAUCACAAUAGCUUGCAUAGUUUAGAUGUCAAUACUCUCAAAUGGAAAGAAGUUGCAAGAACUUCUUCUACUUCAGGGCCUAUGCAAAAGAGAUGUGGAGCAAUGCUUGCAUUAGAGUUUAAGAAAGGAGAUGGCAGCUGUCUUGCAGUAGUGGGUGGAUAUGGUCCUGUCAAUGAUAAUACUCCAGUGCAAGUAGGUGCUAUGUAUAGCAGGGAUGAAGCUGAUGAUAGCUAUCAAUACUGCAAUGAGAUUCAUUAUUAUUCUCUGAAUAAAAGACAAUGGCUCUCCCCAACUGUUACUGGAGACAGGCUACCUCCUAUUAGUAAGUUCACUCUGACUCCAGUGACUGCUGACAGUGCCAUAUUGUUUGGAGGUAUCACUCCUGAUGGCCCAAGCAACAGACUUUAUACUUUAAAGUUUAAGGAAUCAGAAGUGGAAAUAAGAGAAAUUCCCAAUCCUGGUGGAUCUGACCCAUGGCCUACUGAAAGAGACAAUCAUUCCAGUGUCCUCAUUGAUAACGGAUCAUCAGGUCCACUGUUACUGGUUAUGGGUGGAAUGGAUAUGAGUGACUGCUGGAUUCUGGACAUAAAUAGAAGAUCAUGGAAGCAAUUGGAUACACUAGAAGAUGAUAUCACCGAAAGAUAUGAUUAUUCUAUGUCAGUUUAUAACGUGACUCCAUCUAUUAGCUGGGUAGUCGUGUAUGGAGGGAUUGGAGGGGGACAGCCAUGGUCAAUACUUAAGGACACUAAUGUCCUUGAAAUUGAAUAUAGUAAUGAUGAGUUACGUGUUGGUGCAGUUCCUUUGGACCAGUAUGAAUUUGAGCUGAAUAAAAAAUACAUUGAUAAAUGGUGCAGUGAAGGUUCUGUAGAGCUAAAACUAACACGAGUCCAAAUGCUGGGUCAUCCAGGCUCUGGUAAAACUUGUGCACAACAUCUUUUGCUAAAUGAAGACCCACCAUACUAUGUACCAGCUAGCAAUCCUUCAACUAGCCAGGUUUCAGCACGCAUUGCUGAGUCUAGUCCUACUACUGAGAGCACACCAAUAGCUUGUAAAGCUGUCAAAGCUUUAAGAAUAUCUAUUGAUGAUGAGGGCUUGCAGAGAGUUCAAAGUGAUGAUCUACUCGGGAAAUUAGCAGCUGAUUUAAAGAAAGUGGUGGAAAAGGCUCUAGCAGAUCUCCAGGAAAAGGAGACUGAAGAAGUUGACUAUUCUCUGCAACCACAAGAGUCUAGAGCUACACCAGAUGAGGAGAGGGUGGCUAUAAGUAACAGUGAAGAAGCUGCUAACACUGGAAGCACUGGAAUAAGUGAUCUAAGAAGGAAUGAAGAUGUGAGAGGCAUUGAAGACAACAGCGAAAUGAGACAAGACUCUUUUUCUGAAUCACCACAAAAGAAGUUUAAAGCAUCGCUAGAAGAAUCCGACAUUCUUGAAAAUAUUUCUAAUCUCAUUACCAAAGCAAAAGCCACCAAGUUAAGCCGUGAGUGGGUGUAUAUCAUUGAUUCCGGUGGUCAGCCAGCAUUCCAAGAGCUCUUACCAUUGUUUACAAGAGCAGCAUCUCUCACCCUAAUCACUCUAGAUAUCUCUAAAGAUCUGGAAGAUGAAAUCACUAUUGAGUAUCGCAUUAAGGGUGAAGCGUUUAGUUAUGAUCAAGAGCCAGUUCAUACAAAUCUUGAAGUUUUUAAGUCUGCCGUUUCUUCUGGGGCCAUCUAUCAAAACCCGCUUGUUAGCGUAGCAGAUCACCCAAACCACUCAAUGUUUUUCAUAUUGGGUACCCAUUUUGAUGUUUUUAAAGAAAAGUACAAGGAUGAAAUUGAGCACGAGUGUAAGUUGAAAGAAAUGAAUGAAAGGCUCGCAUCUUCAUUUCCAUCUAGCUUCAUAGAAGAGUUUGUUAUUUGUGACGAACAAAAUGAUUGUGUCAUAUUCCCAUUCAACACACUGCUGGAAGGUGCAGAGAGAAAGAAAGCUAGUAAGGAGCUCUCAAAUGCUAUAUCAAAACGUGGGGAAGUUUCCUUUACAAUUGAAGUUCCAAUUCGAUGGUUUGCUCUGGAGCUUCAGUUAGAGAAGAAAGCAGAAUUGAGAGGAUUCAUUUCAAAAGAGGAAGCCAUUGCAGAAGGCGAGAGGCUUAACAUGACUGGCAUUGAUGUUGAAAGAGCUUUAAAAUAUCUCCACAAUUGCACUAUCAUCCUUUACUACCCUGAGGUUGAGCCACAAUUAGUAUUUCUCAAACCUCAGGUCAUUAUCGAUGUUCUUUCACAUCUACUGGUACUCAAAUAUAGAAAAGACAAGCUAGUGCGACUCCUUGCUGAGUCUGUCACGUCAAAAGAAACAACUGAUAUUGCUCGUCACGGAAAAUUCAGGGAGACUCUCCUGGAAAAGUUAGACAAGUUUACUGGAGAGUUUACACCAAAAUACUUCAUUAAUCUGCUAAACCAUCUUCACAUUAUUGCCGAAUUGCCAAAAGAUGCAACAACAGGGGAGCAAACAUAUUUUCUUCCUUGCGCUCUACCGCCCUAUGAAACCAGCACUUUUGAAAUUCCUGUAUCAACAAUAAAGCCACUUCGUCUUUUGUGGAGAAAAGAAAUUUCCCGAUGGGAGUCAACAGUUACUGUCUGUGUUCCUCGAGGAAGCUUCCAUCUAAUGAUUGUCCACUUGCUCAAACAGAAAAGAUAUAAAGUGAUACUUAGUAGCCAGUCCCAGCAGUACCGUAAUGCAGUCACACUAUUGGUUUCCUUUCUACCUCCAAGAAAAGAAAAAUUUUAUAUCGUUAAUCGCAACAAGUAUCUUGAAAUCACAUAUAUUGGGUCUCAAGGAUACUGUCCUGCUCUUCUGGAAUUGGUUAAAGUUGCUGUCAAGGAGAGCGUUGCAGCAAUCAAUGUGUCAUGUGGUGAGCUAUGCACUGCAUUCGCUUGUCUAGAAGAUGGUAAUUGUAUUGUGGAUGAAGAGGGUGAACCAAUGGAGUGCCCUGAUGCAAAGGGUCAUAGUUAUUGUAAACCUUUUAAUGAUGACAGAUACUUGUGCUGGUUUAAGAAUUCAGAUUCAGUGGCUACUCCUACAGUGACAUCAAAUGGUGAUAGAUUACCAGGAGGAACUACAAUACUGAAUGAAAGCCAUAAACCUUUAAUACUUGAAGCUCUUAGGAAGGUAGUGUCUCAAUGGAAGAGAAUAGGGAUACAGUUAGGUAUAGAAAAGCACGAACUAGAAGCAAUAGAGUAUAAUCGUCGUUACCAAGUGGAAAACCAAGUACAAGACUGCCGAAAGGAUAUGGUUAAUCUUUGGAUAAAGACUGGAACUGCUACAAAACAAAGAUUAAUAGAAGCACUUGAAGCAGAAGGAUUACAAGAAGAUGCUGAUGAAUUAAAAUAAUUACAAUUUUAAUCUCAUAGUUUAGCUACAUACAAAAUUUAUCAUCAUAAAAUUUGAGCAUUAAUAGUAUGUGUUAAUAAGGUUUCCCAUAAAGCAUGCUGUAAGUGAGCUAAAAAGUA
Amphimedon queenslandica is the source of this 4041-nucleotide messenger RNA. RefSeq lists its product as uncharacterized. Gene Ontology annotation, molecular function: protein binding. Lineage: Eukaryota; Metazoa; Porifera; Demospongiae; Haplosclerida; Niphatidae. Gene Ontology annotation, biological process: signal transduction. The record is from RefSeq and is a predicted model, not a curated record. The transcript has 9 exons. The coding region runs from base 266 to 3922 and encodes 1218 amino acids.